AUGGCAGCCUCACCUCCUAUCAUCUCAGUGCACACUCCCUCGUCGUCGUUUGCCAUAGUACACAAUACAACACAGGAGACUCUGACAGAGCUCUUUAACAAGCUCAGCCGAAAGCACAGCACCGAGUUCUAUGGCAAGCGUGUUGGACCAGGCUGGCUAAAGUACGAAUGGAACGACACCAUCUGGAGCUUGGACGAUGACUCGGACUAUACGAUUUUCAACUGGAGGAACAAAGACUCCUCUGCACCCAACACAUUACACUUGCGUGACCCUAACGCACCCCUCCCGGCCGAUUCCUCUUACCGUAACCCCGCGUUCUACCUCCAUCGCCCAGCGGCGGGAUCGAACGACGGCAGUGUACGCGCAGGCUCUCCCCGCGCGGCGUCCAUGCGCAGCAAGAAGUCUAAUAAGUCACACGCGAAGACGAAUGGAACUGUGGAUGGCAUCAUGAAGCACAAGAAGGACUUCGACGAGUUCCAUAGCGCGAACGGCGUGCGGACGAUCAUGGGCAGUAUAGGGCCGGUGGACGAUGUCCGGAUGCUUCUGAAAUCUGGGUACAGGCACGUCUACAUCUCGCGCAAGUUCGCGAUGCGACAUGGAUUCAUCCCCGAGGAUGCCGCACCGGGACACUACGGCUAUGGCGGAUUGGUCAACCUCGGCAAAUGGCCCAUUACGGUCGGAAAGACAAAGACGACGCAUACCGUGUACCUUUCAGAGGAAAACCACUUCGACGUCGUCCUCGGCCGCGCGUUCCACGAAAAGAGGAUUAUCAAGUUGAACCCUGUCGAUCCUACCGACAUUAUCUGUUUAGAUACCGGAGAGAAGUUGGACUGCGAGCUCGUCAUUCUCAAGGAUGGCAAAGGCGAGAUCGUUACGGUCACAUAG
Molecule: messenger RNA, 885 nt
Organism: Peniophora sp. CBMAI 1063
Lineage: Eukaryota; Fungi; Basidiomycota; Agaricomycetes; Russulales; Peniophoraceae
Source: the annotation of a GenBank genome assembly